Brugia malayi is the source of this 648-nucleotide messenger RNA. RefSeq lists its product as uncharacterized. The record is from RefSeq and is a predicted model, not a curated record. The transcript has 5 exons. Bases 1 to 648 code for a protein of 215 amino acids. Lineage: Eukaryota; Metazoa; Nematoda; Chromadorea; Rhabditida; Onchocercidae.
AUGAAAAUGGAAAAAACUGAUCUCAAACCCUUGAUGACAAAAUCAUCUUCACCUGCUGUUAGACAAGAACUUUCUCAUUCGAUGCAACUUAAUGUCGCACAGAUAUGGCCAUGUCGGUUCUGCGGUAUAAUGCUUGGCAUUUGUCAUUUACCACUUGGCAUUGUGUUGCUUGUAUUUGAUGUUCUUACUAACAAUAUCUCGGAAACAGCAUUUGCUGUGACAGCAUCACUGUCAUUUAUCGUCUGCGGAAUUUUCUCAUUUAUUUCGGCAAGAAGACUAGACCGCCCAGCGCAAUUGUUACUGCUGCUUUUUUCAAUGUUUUCCAUGGUAAUGAGCAUAACAAUGUUUGUGGAUAGUGCUGCUUUAAUAAAUUACAAUUGUGAUCGAGGCGAGUGUCACGGAGCAAUAAGUAACGUCCACGUUGUUCUUCUCUGCUUCGGUCUGAUCGAAUUUACGGUAAGUUUUGCGACGAUGAUUGUUUGUUUUCGAUCAUUAAGACAGGCCUAUCGAGUACGAAAAGCAAGUUCGCCUUAUAGUACAUUGAUCGAAGGGGACUAUAAUGCCUUUUAUAUUACACCAAGGAAAAUAAGUGUCUAUAAAAAGAGCUCGAAAUGCCGGAGUAUGUCUUCAGGUGACCACAGACUCUGA